Messenger RNA from Alligator sinensis (Chinese alligator), 3267 nucleotides. RefSeq names its product zinc finger protein 598 (gene ZNF598). Lineage: Eukaryota; Metazoa; Chordata; Crocodylia; Alligatoridae. The transcript is spliced from 13 exons. Bases 95 to 2638 code for a protein of 847 amino acids. Gene Ontology annotation, molecular function: ribosome binding; ubiquitin protein ligase activity. Gene Ontology annotation, biological process: protein ubiquitination; rescue of stalled cytosolic ribosome. The record is from RefSeq and is a predicted model, not a curated record.
GGCGGACGGGCCGUGCGUGCUGUGCUGCGGCGAGCUGGAGGUGGUGGCGCUGGGCCGCUGCGACCACCCCAUCUGCUACCGCUGCUCCGUGCGGAUGCGGGCGCUGUGCGGGGUGCGCUACUGCGCCGUAUGCCGCGACGAGCUGGCCCAGGUGGUCUUUGGAAAGAAGCUUUCAUCUUUCUCGACAAUAGUACUCAACCAGCUGCAGCAUGAGAAGAAAUAUGACAUUUAUUUUGCUGAUGGAAAAGUGUAUGCGCUUUAUAGGAAACUACUACAGCACGAAUGCCCUCUCUGUCCACAUGUGCAGCCAUUCAAUACCAUUGUGGAGCUGGAGCAGCACAUGAGAAAACAACAUGAACUCUUCUGUUGUAAAUUGUGUGUCAAACACCUGAAGAUCUUUACGUAUGAACGUAAGUGGUACUCUCGCAAGGACCUGGCUCGACAUCGAAUCCACGGGGACCCAGAUGACACAUCUCAUCGUGGGCACCCCCUGUGUAAAUUUUGUGAUGAGCGUUACUUGGACAACGACGAAUUAUUGAAACACCUGAGACGAGAUCACUAUUUCUGCCAUUUUUGUGACUCAGAUGGUGCUCAGGAAUAUUACAGUGAUUACGAAUACCUCCGUGAACACUUCCGUGAAAAACAUUUCCUUUGCGAGGAGGGACGGUGCAGUACAGAACAGUUCACUCAUGCUUUCCGUACAGAAAUAGAUUACAAAGCUCACAAAACAGCCUGCCACAGCAAAAACAGAGCUGAGGCCAGGCAGAACCGGCAGAUAGAUCUUCAGUUUAACUACGCUCCCAGACACCAGCGGAGAAAUGAAAGUGUUGUAACUGGAGAGGACUACGAAGGAGUGGAAAGGUAUAACAGACAAGGAAGACCAGUUAGAACAUCAGUCCGAGGAGGACAGCAAAACAGAAGAGGCAGCUGGAGGUAUAAGCGAUCUCUGGGUGGCCAGACUGAGUGCUUUGGAAAAAGGAGAGGGGAGGAGGAAGACCGAGACAUUGCAGCAGCAGUCAGGGCAUCCAUAGCAGCAAAGCGACAAGAGGAAAAGAAGCGGGUAGAGGAGAAAGAAGACAGCAGUCGAGGGAAAAAGGAGGAAUUGAGAGAUGCAGAAACUUCCAAUGCGAAGCGAGUGCCAAAGCCUUCAUCUGAAGCUACGGUUCCAAAAGAAGCAGCUGCUAAUGGUCCUUUAAGCCAAGAUAACUUUCCAGCAAUUGGCUCGGCAGUGGGAUCCCUUCAAGGUUGCAGCGCUGCUCAGCCGGUGUCUGUUAAGCUGAAGGAAGAAGACUUCCCGAGCCUGUCCUCUUCAGCAGCACCCACGGUCUCGACUGGGCUGUCUCUGACAUACACAGUUACUGCAAAGAAAACAGCCUUCCAGGAGGAGGACUUCCCAGCGCUAGUGUCUAAAGUCAAACCUACCAAUAAAACCGUAUCGAACAUCACGUCUGCAUGGAACAAUGGUUCUAAUAAAAAUGUGGUUAAAGCCAUCGGUUCUAGCAGCUCCAGUUCAAACCAGCUAGCCAAAAAAGCAGCUCCCCCCAACAGCAGUAAAGGAGGCAAGAAGAGCAAUAAAUCUCCUCAGUCGGAUGAUGAAGAUGCCGGCAAUGGCUUGACAACCCAGAAGAUCCGAAACGCACCAACAAUGGUUGAUGUGUCCUCCUUGCUGGCAGCUUCUACCUCACAGACUUUUACGAAAGUGGGCAAGAAAAAGAAGGUGGGGGUGGAGAAGCAAAGGCCACCCUCCCCGCCCGCGUCGGAGGAAAACUCCCCACCUGGAUCUUUGGAGAAGGUGGUAGAAGCCAAACAGAUGCCAAAUGCCCUUGCAAAUGUUCAGGCCCCAGACCGAUCUGCGGCAGUCAUGAAUGGUCACUCAGAGAAAUCGGUAGCAGUUUGUAAUACACCCAAAGAGCCCCCUGGCCUUAAAAAGCCUGCAGCAACUAACCAGUGCCCUUUACCUCAGGAAGACUUCCCAGCUCUCGGGAGCUCAGGACCAGCUAGGAUGCCACCGCCAGGCUUUAACUCCGUGGUGCUAUUAAAGAGUCCGCCUCCAGGGCUGUCGGUGUCUGUUAGUAAACCACCUCCGGGGUUUCCUGUUAUUCCAUCCACCAACGUCUCUGAACCUGUCACUACAUCUCUGAAAGAGCCAACCCCCUCGCAAGGAACUUACUUGAUACCUGAACAUUUUCAGCAAAGAAACAUCCAGCUGAUCCAGUCUAUAAAGGAAUUCCUUCAGAGCGACGAGUCCAGAUUUAACAAAUUCAAGACUCACUCUGGGCAAUUCAGGCAGGGUCUGAUGUCCGCAGCGCAGUAUUACAAGAGCUGCCGAGACCUGCUCGGGGACAACUUCAGGAGAAUCUUUAACGAGUUGCUGGUGCUGUUGCCGGACACGGCUAAGCAACAGGAACUGCUUUCUGCUCACAACGACUUCAAAGUCCAGGAGAAACAAGGUUCCAACAAACCCAGGAAGAACAAAAAGAACGCCUGGGAAACCGACCCCGGCGCCGACCUGGACUGCUGCAUCUGCCCCACGUGUAAGCAGGUGCUGACGCACCAGGACCUCGCCACCCACAAAGCUCUGCACCUCGAGGACGAGGAGUUCCCGUCCUUACAGGCAAUCAGCAGAAUCAUCAGCUAGCUCUCCCCAAGACCAAUAAAACCGUCUCGAUUGUAUAUGUGCACUUUCUGGAGCAGGGGUUGACACGUAGUGCAGCUGACUGCCAGUGCCAGUGGAGUAGUCGUAGGUUACCAUUAGAAGGCUCGGUGCGGUGCUGUCGAGGGACCGCCGGGCUGCAGCACGACCUAAAGAACAUCCGAGAGGUUAGCUUCCCAGAAACGCCCGACUGGGAAGAGGCUGAAACAGCAGGCUCCUCAGGCAGGUUGGUCACCUUUCACCUUGCAAGAUGCUGCAGCUGAGGAAACCGUUUGAUUUGGAUGUUAGCAGAGCAAGCCCAAUACAGAAAUGAGUCUGUUCUUUUAAAGGGGGGAGGGGGGAGAUGUCUGCUUUCUGGUGGUAGAAACCAGUGCAAAGGGCUGCAAAAGAUUUUUGUUUUUUCUUUUUUCUUUUUAAUAUUCUGGUCUGCGGUUACAGGCUGGUGCUGUGACCACAAAGAUUGAGGGAGCUAGGUGCAAAGUAGAGGAGGGCAAUAGGAGCUGCUCACUGGUGUGUCAGACCAUUACAAAUGUCCGUCGUAAUCAUCCGGCUGUUUAUCUAGCAAAGAAGUGCUCCUGUCUGAACACCGAGAUAAUUAUACUACUUGAAUCGGA